AGGGACAGGGCAGGAGGGAUCCAUGCCACCUGUAAGCUUGCUGCACCCAAGCCCCCACUGCAGAUCCACUACCAAGAGGGCAGAUGCCCCACCACCCUGGACGCUUGGCAAUGAGGACCAGACCCCUGACCAUCGCUCCUCGCCAGCAGGUGCCGAGGGGCCCUCCUCACCACAGAGGCCACUUCUGGAGCUGGGCCACCCCUGCGAGGUGGCCGCAGCAGCCAGGAUGUCCACUCAGACCGGCCACUACCUGAAGCCCAGACCCCUGCGCCUGCCACCCGCCGUCCCAGAGUCCCCAAGCCGCCAGCGGCGCCACACACUCCCCGCCAGCGAGUUUCGCUGCCUCACCCCGGAGGAUGCUGCUGGCGUGUUUGAGCUCGAGCGAGAAGCCUUCAUCUCUGUCUCGGGCAACUGCCCCCUGAACUUGGACGAGGUCCGGCACUUCCUGACCCUGUGUCCCGAGCUGUCCAUGGGCUGGUUCUUGGAGGGGCGCCUCGUGGCCUUCAUCAUCGGCUCCCUAUGGGACAAGGAGAGAAUCACUCAGGAGGCGCUGACGCUGCACAGGCCCGGGGGCCGCACAGCCCACCUGCACCUGCUGGCCGUGCACCGCGCCUUCCGGCAGCAGGGCAAGGGCUCGACCCUGCUCUGGCGCUACCUGCACCACCUGGGCAGCCAGCCGGCCGUGCGCCGGGCCGUGCUCAUGUGUGAGGCCAGGCUGGUGCCCUUCUACCAGAGGUUCGGCUUCCGGCCCGUGGGCCCCUGUGCCGUCUCCGUGGGCUCACUGGUCUUCACGGAGAUGCAGUGCUCCCUGCGGGACCUCGUCUCCCAGCGCAGGAACAGUGACUGCUGAACUGGCCGCCACGUGGGGGGCCCACGGCCGGUUGCCUGAGGUGUGGGGAGGCAGGCUGGGGGGUCCUACCCUGUCCCGGUGUCCCCUUCUCUGCCCUGACCUUCCCCCAACUCGCCCCGGCCCGAAGGGAGACGGGGACGCCCAGGGGGUCGUGGAGAGGCUGGGGACUGAAAUAAAGAGAUGGGGGUGCCGCUGCUCCUGCCAGGCUGGCCUGCUGGGGCCCGA
This is a messenger RNA of Phacochoerus africanus (Common warthog), 1075 nucleotides long. RefSeq names its product serotonin N-acetyltransferase-like. The record is from RefSeq and is a predicted model, not a curated record. Gene Ontology annotation, biological process: melatonin biosynthetic process; response to light stimulus; circadian rhythm. Gene Ontology annotation, cellular component: cytoplasm. NCBI's taxonomy places the organism in Eukaryota, Metazoa, Chordata, Mammalia, Artiodactyla, Suidae. Bases 23 to 850 code for a protein of 275 amino acids. The transcript has 3 exons. Gene Ontology annotation, molecular function: aralkylamine N-acetyltransferase activity.